CUUGGAGGCGGCUAUGUUUUAUCGUACAAAUUGGUGGAUUUCAUCGUGCGGAACAGGGAUCUGCUGAAACUUUACAAGAGUGAGGAUGUAUCGGUGGGCGCAUGGCUAGCCGGUCUUGAUGUUCGAUAUGUGCACGAUCCACGUUUCGACACCGAAUUUCGUUCCAGAGGAUGCAAUAAUCAGUACAUUAUCACUCAUAAACAAUCGGCCGAAUCUCUCGAGAAGGAAUAUCGCGUUCGUGCAUCCUACGUUUACGAUUGGUCUGUUCCGCCAAGUCAGUGUUGUGUACGGCAAAAUGGCUCCAGCAUACCAUAA
Molecule: messenger RNA, 315 nt
Organism: Gongylonema pulchrum
Lineage: Eukaryota; Metazoa; Nematoda; Chromadorea; Rhabditida; Gongylonematidae
Source: the annotation of a GenBank genome assembly